This is a messenger RNA of Cynara cardunculus var. scolymus (artichoke), 1554 nucleotides long. RefSeq names its product AT-hook motif nuclear-localized protein 1-like. The record is from RefSeq and is a predicted model, not a curated record. Gene Ontology annotation, molecular function: minor groove of adenine-thymine-rich DNA binding. The transcript is spliced from 6 exons. NCBI's taxonomy places the organism in Eukaryota, Viridiplantae, Streptophyta, Magnoliopsida, Asterales, Asteraceae. Bases 117 to 1181 code for a protein of 354 amino acids.
AGAUUUCACACACACUUGCGUAAUUUCAUUGUGUGUUUUGCUCUAAGAACAUCAAUUUGCUCCUCAAAUUCCAUUUUUUUUUGCAUCGGAAGGAGUUGGAGAAUUUGCUAGUCAUCAUGGAGUCAAGGGAAAAUAUGACGCCAGCAGUAGAAACAAUAGCUCCUGAGGCUCCAUCAAGCUAUCAAUUGGCUCAGAGGACUGAUAGCCCCACGGCCCAGAUUGGAAACCCUAGCCAGACCAUGGGACCAUUGGGUUUUUCGCCAGUGGCUGGUGGAAUGCCGUCUUCUUUGGCAAAGAAGAAGAGGGGUAGGCCAAGGAAGUAUGGCCCAGAUGGGGUGGGUGCCAGUGGAGGUGCAAGUGGUCGGACAUUGUCACCAAUGCCGCUCUCUGCCGCCUCUUCGCCGCCCACCUCUGGUGGCUAUUCUGAUAUAAAGUUUGGUGAACCAACAGGAAGUGGUGGUGAGUUUCAGGUUGAGAAGAAGAAGAAACGGAAAAUUAAUUCCUUAGAGGCAAAAUCAAACAUGAGUCCAGAUGAUCGGAUUACUUCUGGUGGAAGUUUUACCCCUCACAUGGUAACUGUUAAUCCAGGCGAGGAUGUUACAUCCAAAAUCAUCUCAUUUUCCAAAUACGGGCCCCGGGCAGUAUGCGUCCUAUCUGCACUUGGCAUUAUUUCACAUGUGACUUUGCGCCAGGCCAGCUCAUCUGGUGGCACGGUAACAUAUGAGGGAAGAUUUGAAAUUCUUUCAUUAUCUGGAUCUUUCACACCUGGGGAGGUUGGAGGACUAUCAUCGAGAGAAGGCGGCAUGAGCAUCGCUUUAUCUAGCCCUGAUGGCCGUGUAGUUGGCGGUCUUCUUGGAGGACUUCUCACUGCAGCUGGUCCUGUUCAGGUUGUUGUGGCCAGUUUUCUACCCGAGAUAGGAACUCCUGCUGGACCAAAACCGAAAAAAAAGAAAGACGCCAUUAAACUCUUGACACCCGUAGCAGACCCUACUACUGUACCUCGAACUACAAACACAGACCAUCAAAACUUCAACGACAAAAGCCAAGAAAGUCCCGCAAAAGGUAAUACCAAUUCUACCCCUGCCUCUAACUUCCAGCAUGAGAACCGCAGCACAGGGCCGAACGUGCACGACUGGAGACGAGCAGCCACGGACAUGAACGUGUCCUUGAGGGAAGAUUAAACCCACGUUUCGUUUUUCAGUUGUGGGUUUGUGUCAACUUUGUUUGUUUAAUAACUUGAUAGACGGAUUUUAGUUGUAGAGUCCUUGAUGAAUUGUCCUCGCGGUAGGAGGUGGGAAUCCAUAAGUGAGGUCUCGGAUUCGAAUCCUAACACUAUCCACCUGCAAUUUUCCUCCCCGAUGAUGGUUGUGGGACCAGUAUGGUAGGGACGGGUGGUGUAUACCCGUUUAUUUUCAAGAUUUUAGUUGUAGGGUGUAUGGUGGAAAUUGUUAGGGUGGUUUAAGGUCUCACAAGAAGGUGGUUCCUUUUUGGGUUAGAAAAUGUUGUUAUUUAAGGUUGCUUUAGGCUUUUAGGAUGAUGUAAAAUACUCGAGGU